CCCGGGCCCGGCGCGCGGCGGGGCAGGACUUCCGGGGUGGAGCCGCCUGUUAAGCGGCGGGGCUGCGGGACCGGCCCGAACUUUCCAGAAGAGUCGGGAUCGGAGCAGCGCGGACUGGGAUCUGCGCCCGCCGCCCCGGGGGCCUGCUGCCGCCAUGGUGAAGGAGACCACCUACUACGAUGUGCUGGGCGUGAAGCCCAACGCGUCGGCCGAGGAGCUGAAGAAGGCCUACCGCAAGCUCGCGCUGAAGUACCACCCGGACAAGAACCCCAAUGAGGGCGAGAAGUUCAAGCAGAUCUCGCAGGCUUACGAAGUGCUGUCGGACCCGAAGAAGAGGGAGCUGUACGACAAAGGAGGCGAGCAAGCUAUCAAGGAGGGCGGCUCCGGCGGCGGCUUCGGGUCACCCAUGGACAUAUUCGAUUUGUUCUUCAGCGGAGGGAGGAUGCAGAGGGGGGAGAGGCGAGGUAAAAACGUGGUCCACCAGUUGUCAGUAAGUUUAGAAGAUAUGUACAAUGGUGCGAUGAGGAAACUUGCACUGCAGAAAAACGUUAUCUGUGACAAGUGUGAAGGUCGUGGUGGUAAGAAAGGUGCAGUAGAAUGCUGCCCCAAUUGCAGGGGAACAGGCAUGCAGAUCAGAAUUCACCAGAUUGGGCCAGGAAUGGUGCAGCAGAUCCAGUCUGUGUGUAUGGAGUGUCAGGGGCAUGGGGAGCGUAUCAGCCCCAAGGACCGGUGUAAGAGCUGCAACGGCAGAAAAAUUGUUCGAGAGAAGAAGAUCCUGGAAGUUCACAUUGACAAAGGAAUGAAGGAUGGUCAGAAAAUAACAUUCCAUGGUGAAGGGGAUCAAGAGCCAGGUCUGGAGCCGGGGGAUAUUAUUAUUGUCUUGGAUCAGAAAGAUCACUCUGUAUUUACAAGACGAGAUGAAGAUCUACUUCUGUCUAUGGAUAUUCAGCUGGUUGAAGCACUAUGUGGCUUUCAAAAGCCCAUCACAACGCUGGAUAACAGAACUAUUAUUAUUACCUCCCGUCCUGGCCAGGUUGUUGAGCAUGGGGCUAUUAAGUGUGUGUUGAAUGAAGGUAUGCCAAUUUAUCGCAGACCAUAUGAAAAAGGACGUCUGAUCAUAGAAUUCAGGGUGAUCUUCCCAGAGAGUGGCUUCCUCUCCUCAGAUAAGCUGUCCUUACUCGAAAAACUGCUACCUACAAGGCAGGAGAUAGAAGAAACUGAGGAAAUGGAACAGGUGGAAUUAGUGGACUUCGAUCCAUCUCAAAAGCGAAAACACCACUACAAUGGGGAAGUGUAUGAAGAUGAUGAGCAUCAGCCUAGAGGUGGUGUUCAGUGCCAGACAUCAUAAAUGGGCCAGUGAAUAACUUGUGAUGCUUGUUUUGUAUGCAGUAGUGGAUGAGUGAAGGACUACAAGCAGUUUGCCCUCACCUGCUAUUUGUUGUUUUAUCCAGCCAUAGUCAUUUCUAAAAGCAUAAAGAAAUAAACUAAGUAAUUAAACUGACUUUGCGAUUUGUAUAAAGCUCCAGGAUGCAAGCUGAAAUGAAGUUGACUGCACUUCACCCCUGCCUCUUGGUCCAGAAAACUCCCUUACCUGCUUGUCUUUUAUUCCAAACCUUGUAAUUCCUGUAUGUGUGCAAUUGCCCAGGCUUAAACUAAGAUUCUGUGAUGUGCUUUUUAGGAAUUCUAGAUCUUAAACUCUGUGAAUAAAGUAUGCACAAGUAAUUAUAA
Molecule: messenger RNA, 1728 nt
Organism: Passer domesticus (house sparrow)
Lineage: Eukaryota; Metazoa; Chordata; Aves; Passeriformes; Passeridae
Gene: DNAJA1
Product: DnaJ heat shock protein family (Hsp40) member A1
Exons: 8
Coding region: 155-1348 (397 amino acids)
Biological process (GO): response to heat; protein refolding
Cellular component (GO): cytosol; cytoplasm
Molecular function (GO): Hsp70 protein binding; ATP binding
Source: RefSeq, a predicted model, not a curated record